Acanthopagrus latus (yellowfin seabream) is the source of this 2994-nucleotide messenger RNA. Its product is annotated as activin receptor type-1C. Bases 286 to 1770 code for a protein of 494 amino acids. The record is from RefSeq and is a predicted model, not a curated record. Gene Ontology annotation, cellular component: activin receptor complex; plasma membrane. The transcript has 9 exons. NCBI's taxonomy places the organism in Eukaryota, Metazoa, Chordata, Actinopteri, Spariformes, Sparidae. Gene Ontology annotation, molecular function: ATP binding; activin receptor activity, type I. Gene Ontology annotation, biological process: activin receptor signaling pathway; protein phosphorylation; nervous system development.
AUGUCUUCAUCAGAGGUUUGCAGCGCUAAUCCUCUCUAAUCCCAGUCAACAGAGGCGGAGCGACAGCCCUGUGUGCGUUUCACAGUUCAGCCCACCACCAGCAGCAGCAGCAGCAGCAGCCCGCUCCUGCAUUCAACUGCGAGGCGUUUUGUGUGCGGGGCUGCGUGGCACGACCGGGACUUCACCGCGAUGUGUGAUGUUGUGUUUUCUGUUUUCUGAGUAGGAAAAAAAAAAAAAAAAAAAAAAAAAGUAACCGGCGGACACGGAGCAGAUGCUGCUCAGGCCAUGACCGGUCCCGGGAGGCAGAGCUUUCAGGCGGCGCUGAUCCUUCUGUCCGUCGCCCAGCUGACCGCAGGCCUGAAGUGCGUGUGUCAGCUGUGCGCCAACCACACCUGCGAGACGACGGCGGACGGCGCCUGCUGGAACUCUGUGAUGUUGAUCGACGGGAAGGAGGAGGCGGUCAAGUCGUGCCUGUCGCCCUCCGAGAUGAAGGGCCAGGUCUUCUGCUACAGCUCCAGGAACGUCUCCAAGAGGAACUGCUGCUUCACCGACUUCUGCAACAACGAGACUCUGCGCCUACACCCAGAGAGGCCUUUGGAAGAAGAGCCCGGCUGGAGCAGGCUGCAGCUCGCUGUGGUGAUCCUGGUGCCCUCCUGCCUGGCGUGUGUGGGCAUCCUGCUGGCCGUGUUUGUCGCGCAGGGCCGCCGCUGUGACUACAGCAGAGCCCACAAACAGGACCCCGAGGAGCCGCUGGACGACCAGAUGCUCAUGUCACCCGACAAAUGUCUCAAGGAUCUGAUCUACGACAUGAGCACCUCGGGCUCUGGCUCAGGCCUGCCCCUGCUGGUCCAGCGGACUAUAGCUCGGACCAUCGUCCUGCAGGAGACCAUUGGGAAGGGUCGAUUCGGGGAGGUGUGGCGGGGGAAGUGGCGAGGAGAGGACGUGGCGGUGAAGAUCUUCUCCUCCAGAGACGAGAGGUCGUGGUUUCGUGAGGCAGAGAUUUAUCAGACAAUCAUGCUGAGACACGAGAACAUCUUGGGCUUCAUUGCCGCUGACAACAAAGAUAAUGGCUCGUGGACUCAGCUCUGGUUGGUGUCAGAGUACCAUGAGCACGGCUCCCUGUAUGACUACCUGAACAGGUACACGCUCUCUGUGGAGGGCAUGAUCGUCCUCGCCUUGUCCAUAGCCAGUGGGCUGGCACAUCUCCACAUGGAAAUCAUCGGCACGCAGGGGAAACCUGCCAUCGCUCACAGAGACCUGAAGUCUAAAAACGUCCUGGUUAAGAAGAACGGCACGGCGGUCAUCGCAGAUUUGGGUCUGGCUGUGAAACACGACUCCAACACCAACACCAUCGACAUACCGUCCAACCACAGAGUGGGAACCAAAAGGUACAUGGCCCCGGAAAUCCUGGAUGAGACGAUCAAUCUCCACAGCUUUGAGUCAUUCAAGCGGGCGGACAUCUACGCACUGGGCCUGGUGUUCUGGGAACUGGCCCGAAGAUGCUCCGUUAGGGGACUUAAUGAAGAUUUCCAGCUGCCUUAUUACGACCUGGUGCCUUCAGAUCCGACUGUCGAGGACAUGAGGAAGGUGGUGUGUGAGCAGAAACUCAGACCUAAUGUUCCCAACCAGUGGCAGGGCUGUGAGGCUCUGCGUGUGAUGGGCAAACUGAUGAGAGAGUGCUGGUACGCCAACCCUUCUGCUCGACUCACUGCUCUGCGGGUCAAGAAAACUGUGUCCCAGCUGUCCGCCAUCAAGGACGUCAAAGAUUAGACCGACUCGUUGCCCUGCAGAUCGGCGCUGGCGCAGGAACCGGUGCAACACGACCGACGGAGCGCUUGUCGGAAGGAGACGGGGAUGAAACCUCUCUUUGCAACUGCCUGAGGCUGCCCUCUGCAGGACACAACCCCACUGUUCACCCUCAGAGAGCAGAUUCAGUUUUUUUUUUGGUGCCAAAGUAUUAAAGUAGGAGGGUGCCUGUGGCUGCUGCUGUGCACAUAGACACCUUAUAAACCAGACGGUUGAAGGAAGAGCCAUAUGAUAUAAGAUUAUGUAUAAUGUAUAUAGAGAUUAUUUUGCUACCUCAGACAUUUAAGUGCCCAAAGCUUAAAGUUGCACAUUGUGACGUUUGUUUGUGCCAUAUCUUGUAGCAAACACAGCACUGAAGCGGAGGUAGUGUGCUGACAAUCACAUGGAUACUGGAUGAGUCGCCCUGGUAUCGACUUGUUUUAAACGACACACUGUCCCUGAUAAUUUGAGCUGUAAAGUUUGUCGCUGAAGAUAAACGGUUUGUUGAAGGCUCAGUGGAAAGGUUACGAAAUACUAACAGGGGAAUACACAUGUGCUUUUCCAAGUGGAAGACAUCCUUCAGCCCAAUCCAAGCAGGUUUUCUGCGUGAUGAGCUGCUUGUUCUGUUGGUCCAAAUACUGUGAUGACAGUGUGAUGACAUUCAUGACCCCCAGAGGAUGUGUCCCAAUAUUUGUGAUGAUCGUCUGACUUCUCUGUCAGUCCAGCUGAAACUGAGAAUUUUAAAAUUAUUAUUAUCUGCGCCGCCCACUUUUAUGGCAGAAACUGCAGGUGAAAACAUGCGCGGAUCAGUAUUGAGAUUUCCGUAACACAAGACCUUCUUUCAGACUAGUGGAGAGAAAAUGUUCAAAAUACACAUAGAAGUUAUUGUUUUAGUUCAUUCUGGAAAUAUCCUAAUGUGCAUAUAUAGUAAUUUAAUCAUAACAUUCCUGAAAACUUGGAAAACAAAAAUAAUUGUCUUAAUUUAAGUGAUCAACUGUGGAAGUUUCAUCCAUUUUCACCCCAUUCACCUGUAGUGUCUUAUGUUUUUGUCUAAAAAUUGGAAUUCAUUUUACAAUACAUACCUUUUAAAAGGUCAAAAGUUUCUCUUUUUUUGAGGUUGUUGACAGCAUUUACUAAUUAAUGGAGUGAGAAAAAGAGAUAUCCAGAAGUCACUCUUUAAAAACCUCGGACACUAAUAUGUCAACAAAA